UGCAGUUUCCCACCCGGAAGAAGCAACCGAGGCACCUGUUGAGCGGCAACAUGGCGCGGUCCGGGAAUAAGGCAGCUGUUGUGCUGUGUAUGGAUGUGGGCUUUACCAUGAGUAACUCCUUUCCUGGUGAAGAAUCCCCAUUUGAACAAGCAAAGAAGGUGAUGACCAUGUUUGUGCAGCGACAGGUGUUUGCUGAGAGCAAGGAUGAAAUUGCGUUAGUCCUUUUUGGUACAGAUGGCACUGAGAAUUCCCUUGCUUGCAAGGAUCAGUAUCAGAACAUCACAGUGCACAGACACCUGAUGCUACCAGAUUUUAACUUGCUGGAGGACAUUGAAAGCAAAAUCCAACCGGGUUCUCAACAAGCUGACUUCCUGGAUGCACUCAUCGUGUGCAUGGAUGUCAUUCAAAAAGAAACUGUAGGAAAGAAGUUUGAGAAGAAGCAUAUUGAAGUGUUCACUGACCUCAGCAGCCCAUUCAGCAAAGAUCAGCUGGAUAUUAUAAUUCAUAACUUGAAGAAAUCCAGUAUCUCCCUGCAGUUCUUUUUGCCUUUCCCAAUCGGCAAGGAAGACGGAACUGGGGAUAGAGGAAAUGGCAACUUGCACUCAGAUCACCAUGGACCCUCAUUUCCUUUAAAAGAAAUUACAGAGCAGCAAAAAGAAGCUAUUCAGAUGGUGAAAAGGGUGAUGAUGUCUUUAGAAGGUGACGAUGGGCUGGGUGAAAUUUAUUCUUUCAGUGAGAGUCUGAGACAACUGUGUGUCUUUAAGAAAAUUGAGAGGUCAUCCAUUCCUUGGCGCUGUCAACUGACCAUUGGCUCCAAUUUGUCUAUAGAGAUUUUGGCUUAUAAAUCGAUUGUACAGGAGAAAGUUAGAACAGCUUGGACAGUUGUGGAUGCAAGAAGCCUAAAAAAGGAAGAUAUACAAAAAGAAACUGUUUACUGUUUGAAUGAUGAUGAUGAAACUGAAGUUCCAAAAGAAGACACUAUUCAAGGUUUCCGUUAUGGGAGUGAUAUAAUUCCUUUCUCUAAAGUGGACCAGGAACAAUUGAAAUACAGAUCAGAGGGAAAGUGCUUCUCUGUUUUGGGAUUUUGUAGAUCUUCUCAGGUCCACAGGAAAUAUUUUAUGGGAAAUCAAGUUCUAAAAGUCUUUGCAGCAAAAGAUGAUGAGGCGGCAGCAGUGGCCCUCUCCUCCCUGAUCCACGCUUUGGAUGAGUUAGACAUGGUGGCUGUAGUUCGAUAUGCUUAUGACAGAAGAACUAAUCCUCAAGUUGGUGUGGCUUUUCCUUGUAUCAAGGACACGUAUGAGUGUUUAGUGUAUGUGCAGCUGCCUUUCAUGGAAGACUUGCGGCAAUACAUGUUUUCAUCCUUGAAAAAUAAUAAGAAAUACACUCCCACGGAGGCGCAGUUGAGUGCUGUUGAUGCUUUGAUUGACUCCAUGAGCCUGAUAAAGAAAGAUGAAGAAGAAGACACCAUUGAAGACUUAUUUCCAACCACCAAAAUCCCAAAUCCUCAAUUUCAGAGAUUAUUUCAGUGUCUGCUGCACAGAGCAUUACAUCCCCAGGAGCAUCUGCCCCCAAUUCAGCAGCAUAUUCUGAAUAUGCUGGAUCCCCCCUCUGAGGUGACAGCUAAAUGUCAGGUUCCUCUCUCUGAAAUAAAGACCCUAUUCCCUCUGACUGAAGCCGUCAAGAGGAAGAAUCAACUGACUGCUCAGGACAUUUUCCAGGACAACCAUGAAGAGGGGUCCAACUCCAAAAAAUUCAAGUCUGAGGAAGGGGAGGCCCACUUUCGUCUCUCCAGCCUGGCCGAAGGCAGCGUCACCAAGGUUGGAAGUGUGAAUCCUGCUGAAAACUUCCGUGUUCUAGUGAGGCAGAAGAAUGCCAGCUUUGAGGAAGCGAGUGACCAGCUAAUAAGUCACAUUGAACAGUUUUUGGAUACUAACGAAACACCGUAUUUUAUGAAGAGCAUGGACUGCAUCAGAGUCUUCCGGGAAGAAGCCAUUCAGUUUUCAGAAUACCAGCGCUUUAACAAUUUCCUGAAAGCCCUUCGAGAGAAAGUAGAAAUUAAACAAUUAAAUCAUUUCUGGGAAAUCAUCGUGCAAGAUGGAAUUACUCUGAUCACCAAAGAUGAAGCUUCUGGAAGCUCUGUCACAGCAGAGGAAGCCAAAAAGUUUCUGGCUCCCAAAGAAAAUCCAAAUGAAGUCACGGCAGCCGUCUUUGAAGGAGGUGGUGAUGUGGAUGAUUUACUGGAUUUGAUAUAGGUCCUGGACGUGUGGAGAAUCUACAGGAGUCUCCAUCGCUGCCAUGCUGGGACUUCUACACAGAGCAACCUGGAGGCAGCCAUUCCAGGGGACCGGGAGCUCUGGAGACAGUCUCUGCAGGUCACGCGGAAGGGCAUCUCCUGAUUCUUUGUGUAAUGAAUAUGUACACACAUAAGGGAUAUUUAGACCCCAAACAAGUUUAUAA
Messenger RNA from Pteronotus mesoamericanus, 2457 nucleotides. It is a transcript of the gene XRCC5, whose product is annotated as X-ray repair cross complementing 5. Gene Ontology annotation, molecular function: double-stranded DNA binding; damaged DNA binding; DNA helicase activity. Bases 51 to 2252 code for a protein of 733 amino acids. The record is from RefSeq and is a predicted model, not a curated record. Gene Ontology annotation, cellular component: nucleus; Ku70:Ku80 complex. Gene Ontology annotation, biological process: DNA recombination; double-strand break repair via nonhomologous end joining; telomere maintenance. The transcript is spliced from 21 exons. NCBI's taxonomy places the organism in Eukaryota, Metazoa, Chordata, Mammalia, Chiroptera, Mormoopidae.